AUGGUGGUGGACCGAGCGCCACUGCUUGGCGAUGCGGACGAUCCCAUCUAUGAGUAUGAGUUAGAGGAGGGCAUUGAGGGGCUGUCAUCCCAGCCGAGACGGUACCUGUAUGCGCCGAUCUCCUACGAACAGGCGACAGCGCCGCCCCGUUCGCGAUGGCAUCCCCUGACGUGGUAUGCGGCACUCAAAGGACAUAUACACAUCCUGGAUGCACUGAGGCCGUCUAGCAAUGUGAAGCAUGCUUUUCGGAGUACACAAAACUUGCUUUCUCUAGCGUGGCCGCGGAAUCGGAUGCACCAAACUGUGAUUAUCGUGUUUGUCUUGUGGUUCUUGGUGAGCUACGCAAGCUUCACGGUGGAUGUGAUCACUCCGGGUGAGCCGCGCGAUGAUACCUUGUUUACAGACUAUGAAGAGCUUCUGAAGCAGGAUAUUGGUGAUACGCACAUGGACUUGCCUGCCGAGGACGGACGAGUGCUGGAAAAGGCUUCGUGGCACAUGACCCACUGUUUCCAGCACGCCCACCGGCCAUUGCGGAUGUUUGAUGCAAUUGAAUGCAAGUCGCACACUUCUUUUGCUCUUGAUGCUCAUCAAGUUCAGCAGAUCCCUUUUCUUUAUGUUGAUCCAGGCCGGGAGCCGCUCUCCAAGCAAGCUCAGGCGCGGAUCGGUGGUAAUGCACAGCAACGCCCCCCGUCCGACUCUGAACCACGCUUGGUUGCAGCGCCGACGAAUGUGUACUAUGUCUCGCAUUCGGUGCCUCCGAAUGCAACGGACGCCAAAAUUUUCGUGAACAUUACUGCAAGCUACUUCCGCUCCGCGCUGCUCUUGGCACGUCGUACCUUUGUAGGAAAGAUUGAGCGUGCAAAUCACGCAAAUGGCGUGCAAAUUCUCACACCACCGAUUGGUGUACAUGCACACCCGCUGCAAAAGCCGCUGCAGUUCGAUAUAGUGAUCAGCGUUCCCCAAGGAGCGCCUGUCGCAGGAUUUGAAGUCGACGCACCUACCAGCAGCAUUUAUGCUUUCACCGAUCGUGCAUUUCUAAAGGCAGAAAGUCUCACGGCAUUUCCCAAAAUCCCUGACGGGCCGUUUAAAAUUUUGUUUGACUACUUGCGCGGGAAGAAAAAGAAGCAGCAGGAGGCGCCGACACAGCGCGAGCAUUUGUACCACGCUUUUGGCCAGUUCCGUGCACUGACUGCGUCUGGAAAUAUAUACGUUGGUGAUGGCCUCCAUGCCAGUGGCCAAGUCGACUUGCACACACGCGAGGGCGCUAUUGGAUUAAAGUGCAAUAUCACCGCAUCCACCAUCAAUCUUGCUGCAGAAAAGGGCUCCAUCCGCCUCUACAGCGGCACAAAGAUACACGGUGGGCACAGCGUGCAAUUUUCUGCGCCCAACGGGAGUAUCACACUCGAACCAAACGUGGAUGUGUAUUCCAGCAAAACCGAGAUCGAGACGGGGUCUGGCAGUGUAGACGGCGCAGGCACUUGGCAUGUCAAUACCACACUCAGCAUGAAAUUGGCUACUGGUGAUAUCGAUGCGCGCAUCGCGGUCGACAAGCCCAGUCCUUUUGUCCCCGGCGCUGCCGUCCAGACAAGGGUGGCGGCAGUGAAUGGAAGUGUGCAUGUUCACUAUGCACAACACGCGCCGGGCGUUCCGUUGCGCUCCUACGUACACGCUUUCAGUGGCAGCGCGCGCGUGGAUCUUGCUGAUGCAUUUGCAGGGAGUGUGCACGCCGAGGGCGAAAAUGCAUCCGUUGUGCUUAGCGACUCGCAGCCAGAUGGCCGCACCGUGAGAGAUUUGCGGACUGAGCACGCCGGCCACCUGCAAGUAGCGACAGCCAAAGUUGUCUGGGAUGCUGCCAAACAGCCUGUAUUUCAGGAUGGAAUUGCCGCCUCGUUCGUUAAGUCCAAUAUGAGCGAUGCGACUGUGCACCUUUCCGGUGCUAGCACUAUGUAA
Molecule: messenger RNA, 1950 nt
Organism: Malassezia vespertilionis
Lineage: Eukaryota; Fungi; Basidiomycota; Malasseziomycetes; Malasseziales; Malasseziaceae
Exons: 1
Coding region: 1-1950 (649 amino acids)
Source: RefSeq, a predicted model, not a curated record